Messenger RNA from Hermetia illucens (black soldier fly), 1624 nucleotides. RefSeq names its product cell surface glycoprotein 1. The transcript is spliced from 3 exons. Lineage: Eukaryota; Metazoa; Arthropoda; Insecta; Diptera; Stratiomyidae. The coding region runs from base 299 to 1444 and encodes 381 amino acids. The record is from RefSeq and is a predicted model, not a curated record.
GUAGGCUUCGAGAAAAGCACAGCUACUAAUACCACUAAUACUGUCACCACCUUUGCGAUAUUCUUCUUGAUAUAUCGAGAACAAUUGAUGAAUACCAACUAACCCCUGGCCACUUUCGUAUAUAAAUCUACCGAAUACGGGUUGUUAGUGAUCACUCGUCCGGUGGAAACUUAAGUGUGAAGUUUAACUCCGAUAAGUGACAACUCCUGUUUCAAAAGGAUAAAACCGCAAUUCUUGUAAUACAGUGAAGAUCCUUGUCGGGUAUUUAAGAAUACAGUGUUCAGUGAAAUACAUCAGCAUGCAGUGGUUCACUUUAGCUUUCGCCACCUUGGCCGUUUUCGCCAUGUGCUCGGCUCGUACAAUUCCCAACGGAAUGGUAUUUUACCAAUCGGCACCAGUGUAUUAUAAACGUUCUGCGCCUGUACACCGGAUGAUGUACGUGCAAUAUUUACCGCAACAUGCAAGCAGACGUUCAGCAACCGCUGGAGGUGUUUCCGCAUUCGCCGCUGGAGAUACUAUUGCCACCGGAACCUAUCUUAGGGACUGUAUUCACAAUACAGAAAAUAAUGAAUACUCAUCGCAAGAGAAGGCUGCAGUAGAAUAUCAACCCGAAAUUCCUCAAGAUCCUGUCUCCGAUCAAGGAGCUGUGUCUAUUGCUGAAGCUUAUCCCGAACAAAAUCUUGCAGCACCCGAACAGUUAGAAGCGGAGGAGCCAACCUUCGAAAAUGAUCCCCUUAAAAUCACUAUUACACAACCCGAACAGCAAGCCGAAUUAGUACCAGAAACCCCACAACCCACAUUACCACCUCAAGAUCCAACUGCAAGUCUACCAGAAGUAACCGAAUCUGCUCCCGAAGUGAUCAUCGAAAUCAAGAAAGAAAAAACACCGAAACAACUCGUUCCCCAAGAACCAGCCCUCCUUGAACCAGAACCAACUGGUGCCAUUUACUCAGCCGAGGAAGCUCCAGCUAAUGAAAUCGAGCCUCAAGCAGAAGAACCUGCUGAAUUACCAGUUGAAUUACCAGUUGAAUUACCAGUCGAAUCACCAGUCGAAUCACCAGUUGAAUCACCAGUUCAAUUACCAGUUGAGGUCCCCGUUCAAACUCCUGCAGCUAGUCCCGCUAAAGCUUACAUUCCACCUAAGAAGAAGAUCCGUGUUGAACUCGAAGCCCCUGAGAGUACCGAAUAUGAAGAUGAACCACAAUACUAUGUGCCACAGUACCACAAGAAGAAUAAGGCCGUCGCACCAACUAAGAGACCAUCAUCACUCCCAGCUGGAACUUUCUUCCCUAUUGAUUUCGGAGGAACAUCUGGUGGGGCUAUCGCAAUUGCCAACAGUUUCAGCACUGGCGAGGGUGGAUCAGCCACUAGUACCGCAACAGCCUACGGAAGCCCAGCAGUAGCGCGAUCAAAAGCUGCCAGAAAACGUCUUGCACAACAAUAGGAACUCCCAAUGAUGAUCUUCAGCUAAAUUAAUUAUUUAUUACGAUUAAAGCAUGCCCGGCUUCAAGGCCGAUUCGAUUCUCUUGCUAAAUGUAUACAUUCGCGAUAUCAAAACCAGAAUGGUGUAAAAUUUCUUCUAAAAGUGAUACUCAUGUUUUAAAAUAAAAUAAGAUAUGAACGA